This is a messenger RNA of Coprinopsis cinerea okayama7#130, 2331 nucleotides long. RefSeq names its product potassium channel. The coding region runs from base 1 to 2331 and encodes 776 amino acids. Gene Ontology annotation, molecular function: potassium ion leak channel activity. Gene Ontology annotation, biological process: potassium ion transmembrane transport; stabilization of membrane potential. NCBI's taxonomy places the organism in Eukaryota, Fungi, Basidiomycota, Agaricomycetes, Agaricales, Psathyrellaceae. The transcript is spliced from 5 exons. The record is from RefSeq and is a predicted model, not a curated record. Gene Ontology annotation, cellular component: membrane.
AUGGCCUCCGCUGGCUCCAGCGACCCAGAGUUCAGCUUCUCAAGACGCCGUCUGACUCGGGGAAGGAGGGCAUCCAAACAUGAUAUCACGCAAGGGCCGGAUAAACCCAAGGUGUUUAAGGUGCUGAGCUUGGUAGAAGGGACGGAGAGGGUGGAACACAGCGACGAGGUCUAUCAUCAACCGACCGUGUGGUGGUUCACUUCCACCGCCUUUCCGUUGAUUGCGGGCGCCUUUGGACCGAUUGCCAACCUCUUCUCAGUUUGCUCCCUCACCCAAACAUGGAGAAUACGCAGGUCGGACUACGCGAGAGUUCGUGACCCCGUAUGGUUGAUUAGCCUAAAUUCGGUGUCGCUGUGGUUCGCGCUCAACGCCAACAUCCUGCUCCUGCUCGGGUUUUCGAGGAGGAUACCGUACAAAGUAGCGCAGCCUGGAGCGAUAGCACUUUGGUAUGCCUCCUCGGUCCUCCUCUUUGUACCCCUCGGGAUACUGGGAACCACCCUACUCCACAGCGAGACAGAAGCCCUGUCGCAAUCAUGGUAUUACGGCCUCAUCUCCGGAGCGCUCUACUUCACCAUGUCCUCGCUGCUCCUCUUCAACAUGAUCGGCGCACACUGGUUCCGCGCGUACCCCGCCUCGUUCGCCAUCCUCUCCAUCUCCCAACGCACCUUGAUGCUCGAAACCAUCACCUUUUCGCUCCACCUGGCUCUAAUGGCAGGUGUUUUCUCCGCGCUCGAAGGAUGGGACUAUGUCGAUGCGUUGUAUUGGGCUGAUUAUACCGUGCUUACUAUCGGGCUGGGCUCGGACUUUCCGGUGGAGACGACGGCUGGGAGGAUGGUGGUUAUACCCUUCAGCGCGGUUGGGAUUUUGUUGCUUGGGUUGGUCGUUAGGAGUGUGAGGGGGCUGGUGUUGGAGAGAGCGAAAGUCAAAGUGCUCAAGAGGAGACUGGGGAAGCAGAGGGAGAAGUGGAGGAGGUAUAUUCGGCGGAAGCGGGAGGAACGGAAGUUCGCGGGCAAGGACGGGGGAGCUCAGGAGAAGUUGAAGCGGAUGAAUUUGUAUCCUGCUUUCGCGAGGACGGCGUGGGCUUGGUGGCGUCAGGUAGAUCGUGCGCCGAAUGGUGACCUAGGGGGAGCAUUGUUGAGGGGCGAGCAGGUUGAACCCUGGUCGAAAGACGAGUUUGAUUUGAUGCGCUUCAUCGAGGCGUCCUCCGAGAAGAUGGAACGAUAUACACUAUUCAGCAUUGCGCUGGUCACAUUUUGCAUUGUCUGGAUCAUCGGUUCUCUGGUCUUUUGGGCGUCUGAACAUGGAAACCAACAUUGGACAUACACAAUUGCACUUUAUUUUUCGUAUGUCUCGAUUACGACGAUCGGCUAUGGGGAUUUCUUCCCCACGCCUCCUGCUGGUCGCCCGUUCUUUGUUAUCUGGAGUUUGAUCGCCAUCCCGACUGUCACCGUCCUCAUCGCGUCCAUGGGGAACACCAUCGUCGAUUUCGUGACCCACAUCACGUUCUUGUUGGGUCGGUAUACGAUCCUACCAGAGAAGCACCCGGUCGAGGAAUUGGAGCGGGAUGCGAGGAGGGAGAAGGCUGGACGAGCUCGAGUUGGGAUCGCCCGCCGUGCUACAAUGAGUGCGGAAGAUAGUCGCUCGGUUAUGUCAUCCUGGAACGAUACCGACAUUCCACACCCAGAUAGGAUUGCGAGGAGUGAGUCGGAGGGGACGAUUCAGGAGACAGACAUCAUGUUUAGGAAGUUAUGGGCUCAGAGGCGGCGUUGUGCGCGGAUGGCGAUGAGGAUAUCGCAGGAAAUUGUUUUCCUUGCUCAGGAUCUCCGUGUGCACCCCCGCAAGAAGUAUACCUGGGAGGAGUGGGUGAACUGGCUGGAGGUGUUUCGGGAGCCAGUGAUGUUCUUGCCUUCGCUGCACCCAGGAGCACCCUUGUCGCAUGAGCACCACCGACACGGCGUUCAAGCCAAGUCUGUGUCCAAGCUCGACAUUUUUCGGUCUCGUCGGGCAAGGGCGAGGUCUGUUCCUGACCCUCGGGAUCCCCGGUCUCACUGGCUGUGGUUCAGGGGGAAUGGCGACGAUGGUGUUCCCGCCGCCGUCGAUGACCCGACUGGCCGAGGGGAAGAUGAGGAGGAUGAUGGAACUGAUUUCGAUUGGGAGCCGACGUGGUUGAGCGAUGCGGGACCGUUGUUCAGUGCAGAAACGGAGACCGAAUGGAUAAUGGACAGGCUUAACUUGCGACUGGAAGGGAUAUUGAAGGAUGUGACGACUCUCGACCAUCAGUUAACUGUACGUGGACUCUGGACAUCGGUUAUGGCGGAUGAGCGUCGAUAG